GUCUUUAUUAGAUUUGUGACACGAACUACGUAGUAUGGUGUUAAUACAAAUUAAUUUCGCGAGUGUAAAAAUGAAAUUCUUUGUGAUGUUUUUGUUUUUGUUUAUAAUAAAUUGUAGCGGUUUAACCGAUAGUGAAUAUAAUCGAAUGCCCCCAAUAUACCAUCUGGACAACUACGAGAGUUGCCUGCAGCGCAGCGGUGAUGUCUACUGCACCACGCACUUCUCCCUCGUCUCCGAAGCUCCGAGCGAACUGUUGGACAUCAUACACGAGUAUUCCAAGGACACAGCGACGCAUUUUAACCACAGUAAGCUGAGGUACGGGCUAUGUCUGCUGGAGAGUUGUAACAGCUAUCACACUAGAGAGGCAACCGUCACCACCCAACUGCUCGAAGCGUGUCUCAACAGAACAUUCCGUGAUCAAUACAAUUUACAAACUAGAGUUACUAAGUUCUAUUGCAACGAAUACAAUGAGACUGCCGAAAAUAACUUUAGUGAUUUUUGUAUGGGUUUGAUUCUCUUCUCUCUUGCGGGACUCGCUAUAUUUAGCACUUUCCUCGACAUAUUUCUACCAAACAUAAAACUGGAAGAGUGGUAUUGGUCAGUUCAGUUAUACUAG
This is a messenger RNA of Papilio machaon (common yellow swallowtail), 616 nucleotides long. RefSeq lists its product as uncharacterized. The transcript is spliced from 4 exons. Lineage: Eukaryota; Metazoa; Arthropoda; Insecta; Lepidoptera; Papilionidae. Bases 35 to 616 code for a protein of 193 amino acids. The record is from RefSeq and is a predicted model, not a curated record.